UGACUUCCAGGAAAGCAGGAUUUUUACAGGAAAAUUAAAAUGAAAGUACAGUUGGGUUCACUUUAAAGGCGUGGUGCAGGAAAGAGGAGGAAGAUUAGAGUGAGUCACACCAGAACCGAACAUUCCACUGUGCAACUUCCAAACUUCAGCUUCUGCUACCAGACUGCUGACAAAAAAAAACAGCUUUUGCCAUGGGGUUGGGUGAAAAUACCUCAAUGGACUAUUAUGAGGACAAUGGUGAAUCAAACUUCACCUUUGACUACACUCAGUUUGAAAUGCUUUGUGAAAAAGAGGAGGUGAGAAAUUUUACUAAAUUGUUCCUACCUGUGUUUUAUUCACUGGCUUUCAUUGUGGGAAUUGCAGGAAAUUCAUUAGUGGUGGCAAUCUAUGCCUACUGCAAGAAACCAAAGACUAAGACAGAUGUUUAUAUCAUCAACUUGGCAAUUGCUGAUCUGUUACUGCUAUUCACCCUCCCUUUCUGGGCUGCAAAUGCAGUCCAUGGAUGGGUGCUUGGAAACAUCAUGUGCAAGGUCACUUCUGCUUUAUACACCAUGAACUUCAGCUCUAGCAUGCAGUUUUUGGCUUGUAUCAGUGUGGAUAGAUAUAAUGCCAUUUCCAAACCCCAAAGUCACCAAAGAGGUGGAAAGCAAUGCAGCGUAACUUGUAUCUGUGUCUGGCUGGCUGCCAUUUUGUUGAGCAUUCCUGAACUGAUUUUUAACACAGUCAAGAAAAACGGUGACCGUUAUGUAUGCUUUCCUGUAUUUCCAAUGGACCUGGGAACACUCCUUAAAGCAACCAUUCAAAUCCUGGAAGUUACGCUAGUAUUUGUGUUACCCUUCCUCGUCAUGCUGACCUGCUACUCAGCUAUUGCCAGAGCACUCGUUAGGUCUCCAAACGUUCAAAAAUCUAGGCCCCUCAAAGUUCUGCUGACAGUAGUGGCUGUUUUCAUUGUCACUCAGCUGCCUUACAAUAUAGUCAAGUUCUGGCGAGCCAUAGACGUCAUCUACUUGCUGAUUACAGACUGUGACAUGAGUAAAACCAUAGAUGUUGCCCUCCAAAUAACUAAAAGUAUAGCCUUGUUUCACAGCUGCCUGAACCCAAUCUUGUACGUCUUUAUGGGAGACUCUUUUAAAAUGUACAUUAUGAAAAUAGCCAAAAAUUUGGGAUAUUGGAGGAGAAGUCGCAAUUUACCAACUGAAGAGAUUUCUAUGAAUUGUGCCGGCCACACAGAAGAAACAAGUAGCUUUACUAUAUAGCAGCUGUAGCACCGUCUCUAACCAGUGUAACAGAAGGGAACAAUUAUAAUGCAUCUGAGAGCUAUUUCCUCUUUGAUUAAACUUAAACAUCCACGUUACUCUGCAAGUCAAAUCUGAAGUGAUGUUCUGACACAUGAACCAGCCAAGAUGUAUCAAAGCAAUUCAAAAUAGAAUAGACCAAAAACCAUAUAGCAAAGGUAAUGGAAACAACAGAAACAGAGUUCAGCUUGAAUGCUUGAAAAAAGUGGGAUUUAAAGGGUCACAGUGCUAGACCAUUACUUAGAUGAGGAGUGAAUGGACUACAUACCGGUAUGCUAAUCACAACAAAUAUAUACUUAAUAUGUAAAAAAGAAAAAAAAGGAAAAAAACAAACAUGAUGGCACUGAAUUUUGUACCCCAGAGUUAAUGAUCUUCAGUCUUUUAAAAUGUAACCUUUCAGAGUUGCUUCUCAAAACUGUUUCAGGUCUUCUUAUUGAUUUUAAAUAUUUGUGUGAAAUUGCAACUCUGUUUUUCCUCAGCUGUCACUUCACAAAUGGCCUGUGAGGCUUGAGCUGAGGAAAUAGUUCAUCUCUGGUAUUUCACAGAGGCAGCAGCAAACAGCAAACUAUGGUCCAGUGUCUUAUGAUUCCAAAUAUGUGUCGCAUGUUUAAAAGAGUUCCUUUUCUGUAACAAUACAGAAUGCCUUUUAAUUAUAUUCUGCUUGCACUAGAUUGCAAUGAAUCCUAUUUCCUAUUAUAUGCACAUGCCAAAUCUUUGGUUUUAAAUCCAUAUUCAUGUGAGAUUACUCAGAGCCUCAUUUGGUCAUUUCCUGGAAGGCAAUUCACAUUUCCAGUGACCUCUAUAAAAUGCUUUGGGAACUGAUGCAACAAUCAGCAAUGGAAAUGUCUUACAUUUUGCAGAUGACACUUAUGAUCUAAUUUUGAACAUGUAGCCCUAUAAAGUUAUAGAAAAUUAGUUUUGAUUUGUAAAUGCAUUGUAUGCCUUUAUGGAUAUUUUGCAGGUGCACUUCAGGCACCAAUCUCUGUAGCUUUAGCACACUGAGUAUAAAUAAUUGGCUGAAGCAAGAGAGCAUAUUUAUAUUCAAUAGUUAAUGAGUGGACACAGUCAUGGUCCUUAAGGAAGGAAUUAGUGAGAUUAAAAGUAAUGGCCUGUGAUAGCUAGAAGAUAGACAAUUUUUUUUAAUUGUUCAUAUAAUUGUUACAUUUAAGAGUUUAAAGAAUACUCAGUUUCCUUCUACUCUCUGCAAUCUGUUUACAUGAGUUUCACUGCGAGGAUGAUUUUGGUAACAAAGGUGGAUCUAAUCGGCUACACACCCCACAUUACAAUAGUCUCAAGACAUUCAUAUGUAUUUGAUGCAGAAAAUAAGGUAAUGAAUGCAGGCCCACUGAAUUAAGGAAGGUGGCUAAUCAGUCAGCAAAUCCUGUGACUUCAUCCCUGUGAGAACAGGGCAAGGUAGGUGGUCAUUUGGUUACAACAGGGGUCUCAAACUCAAAUGACCCCGAGGGCCGCAUGAGGACUAGUGCAUUGGCCCGAGGGCCGCAUCACUGACACGCCCCUUGCUGCCCCUGG
Molecule: messenger RNA, 2825 nt
Organism: Mauremys reevesii (Reeves's turtle)
Lineage: Eukaryota; Metazoa; Chordata; Testudines; Geoemydidae
Gene: ACKR4
Product: atypical chemokine receptor 4
Exons: 2
Coding region: 192-1256 (354 amino acids)
Biological process (GO): G protein-coupled receptor signaling pathway; chemotaxis; immune response
Cellular component (GO): membrane
Molecular function (GO): chemokine receptor activity; chemokine binding; scavenger receptor activity
Source: RefSeq, a predicted model, not a curated record